This is a messenger RNA of Planococcus citri (citrus mealybug), 891 nucleotides long. It is a transcript of the gene Yippee, whose product is annotated as yippee. The transcript has 3 exons. NCBI's taxonomy places the organism in Eukaryota, Metazoa, Arthropoda, Insecta, Hemiptera, Pseudococcidae. Gene Ontology annotation, cellular component: ubiquitin ligase complex. The record is from RefSeq and is a predicted model, not a curated record. The coding region runs from base 234 to 593 and encodes 119 amino acids.
AUUUACGCUGUACUUUUUGUUUUUGUCUACAAUCGUAAAGUUAUUUCAAACGUAAAACGAAUGAUUAUGAACAAAAUCUCAUUGUUUAAAAGAAAUCACGAAAUUGUUUGGUGCUUACACGUAUCUUGAAGAAUUGUGAUUCGAUUGCAGUCUCAAAUUGCGUUAUUUCGUCGAAUCAGAGGUCACUGUCGUAAAAGUACACAAUUAUAACUUACACGUUGAGAUAAUACGCAAUGGGUAGAAUUUUCCUGGAUCAUAUUGGAGGCUCGAGAUUAUUCUCGUGUGCAUCUUGCGACACAAUUUUAACCAACAGAAGCGAACUAAUCAGCACCAGAUUUACUGGAGCCACUGGUAGAGCGUUUCUGUUUAACAAAGUGGUGAAUCUAAACUAUAGCGAAGUUCAAGAUAGAGUAAUGCUCACUGGAAGGCAUAUGGUGCGUGACGUUUCGUGUAAAAAUUGCGAUACAAAAUUAGGCUGGAUAUAUGAAUUUGCGACCGAAGAAAAUCAACGUUAUAAAGAAGGUCGUGUUAUUCUUGAACGAGCUUUGGUAACCGAAAGCGAUGGUAUUGACGAGCACAUGGGAGACGACUAAUGAAAUAUGUACGUAUAUCGAUAGUGUUAUCUCUUAUCUUUCAUCGCGUGUUUAUUGAUCUUGCAGUGAACUGAACUAAAUUUCAUUGUCAAGAUCGCUAUAGGUGUAAAGAUGUUACUGACCGAUUUUUUGUGUCUCUUUUUCUGUUCUUGUCUGUGCACGUCUAGUAAUUUUGUAAACUAGAUAUUGGUAAAGUACAUUAAGUUCUUUCUAACGGGUAUUAAUUUAUGAUGUAGGCCUAUGUUGAUUUUUAAACGUGUUAACCUGUGUGGAAUAAAGAUUUUUUUCUCAUUUGGAA